AUGGAAUUCAAAUCUCCUGCAGUCACCAAACAUAAACUUAUCCGCCUUCAGUUUUAUAGUUGUCCACCAAGUGAUAUUAUCGAACUAAAUGAACUAGAAGAUUAUGCCGUUCAUCGUAUUCGAGUGCUAAAAUGUGUCGAGGCUGUAGGGCAAGAUUGUAUUCGAGGCACAAAGGAUUAUGAUGAUAAAAUGGUAACGGAGCUAACAAAGAUAAGUGGCUUCGGGAAGAUAUUUACUUCUUCUUCUUCCUCCUUAAAGAAUGCACAGGAAGACAUUCACAAGGACAUUGUUUCCCACUUUAUUCUACAGGUUGCUUACUGCCGUAGCGAAGAUCUACGUCGAUGGUUUGUUCAGCAAGAAGUAGAUUUAUUUCGAUUUCGAUUUCUCAAUGAACGUAACAAUUCUGCUUUUGGUUCAGAAGUUAUUUCAAGAUUUCUCCAUGAAAAUCAUCUCCAUUUCACCCUUAUGUCCGAUUCCGAACGAACAAACUUACUGAAUCAUUUAAUAGCAGGUACAGCUACUGCGGGAAUUGAUCAUAAUACUACCGCAUUUUACAAAGUUCAUUUUACUGAAGUUCCGGAUCUUAUUCGAUCUAGACGAGUUUUUGUACAGGGUGGAUAUGCGUUUGUACCAGAACCUGACUUAGUCAGUCUUGUUGUUUCCUGUUUUCGUACUAGUUUAUCACGCAACUUAGCGCACCUUGGAUUGACUUUGUGCUCCAGAAUAGCAUGUGAAGAAAAUCGGGUUUUGCCCCUGUUAUCAUCUUUAUCCAAUCGUUAUCUUGGUGAGGACUAUUCAACUAAAGCACCUGUUACUGGAUUAGUAAAAGCUGAUGAUAUAGACGGUUUCUCGAGACAACCAGGCCUUUUCCCACCCUGUAUGGCACAGUUACAUGAAGCUCUCAAAAUACAUCACCACUUGCGGCAUUCCGGUAGAAUGCAGUACUGUCUAUUUUUAAAGGGUAUUGGAUUACCUCUGGAAGAGUCACUUAAGUUUUGGCGCAAAUCAUUCUCUCCUAAAUAUGACAAUGAUCAAUUUAAUAAAGCUUACGCCUACAACAUCAGACACAAUUAUGGAAAGGAAGGAAAACGUGCAGAUUAUACACCUUAUUCUUGUAUUAGGAUUGUCUCAGGCAGUGCUCCAGGAGCGGGAGAUUAUCACGGUUGUCCUUUUCGGCAUAUGGACCCUGAACUUCUUCGCCAACGUUUACUGUCAGGUGGUCGUCUGUCGUUAGAUAUUGUGGAAACAAUUGUACAGCGAGCAAAAGAAAGACUUUACCACCUAAGUUGUCGUGAAUAUUUACGUGGGAUGUUAAAAUUGAGUGUAGACGAUAUAUCUGGAAUAACCAUUCACCAUCCAAAUCAAUAUUUUGAAGAAGCUCGAAAGAUAAUACAAGGUAACAAAAAUAACCCUACAGUUGACAAAAUCCAUGUGAAGAAAGUUAAAUUGUAUAACGGUGAUGAUGACGACAGGCUACUUCAAGCUAUUGACAUUAGUGAUGCAAGUUUUACCUCAUCUAAUGAGAUUACUGUUUCUAGACGUUCAUUUUUAUCCUCACCUAAUAAUUUAAUUUACGAUGCUACAAAAAAUCGUAUUGCAAAACUAAAUGUCUUUAUUCGUAUUAAGAGGUCAAAUAUUGAGUAA
This is a messenger RNA of Schistosoma curassoni, 1644 nucleotides long. The record is from the annotation of a GenBank genome assembly. NCBI's taxonomy places the organism in Eukaryota, Metazoa, Platyhelminthes, Trematoda, Strigeidida, Schistosomatidae.